CUGAGAUUCUAAUUCUAGAUCAAUAAGAUCUAAAUAAUAUUAGACUUAAUUAGAAUAUAUUUAGUUUUAAGGAUAUAGAUCUAGAUCUAGAAAGAUCUACUUCUAGAUCUAGAUCAAUAAAUAUCAAUUUUUAACAAAAGUUUGGUUAUUUGUUAGAGUAGCACAACAGAUAUUUCUAAUGGUCAAAAAAAUUGGUGUGACUGCAGAUUUGAAUAUAAACUUUUAACAACAUGGGCAUAACUGGACUUUGGUCUCUGUUAAGUCCUAUUAAAACAAAUGUUUGUCUUACUGAAUGUGAAGGUAAAAUAUUGGCUGUUGAUCUUAGCGCUUGGAUUGUACAGCUGCAAACAACAUCAUCUUCAGCAGCUGUAUCUGAACGUUAUCUAUGUCACAGGGGAAUAUUUUUCAAAACAUUAAAGCUUUUAUCACUUGGUAUAUCACUGAUUUUUGUCAUGGAUGGACCUGUGCCUCCACAGAUGAAGAGAAAUAGAAAAACCAGAGAUUUUUUCUACCAGUCAUCUCUGCAGUACAAAGAACUGCUGCUUGCAAUGGGCCUUCCAGUAAUAGAGUCUGUUGGAGAGGCUGAGAAACUUUGUGCCGAUCUGAACAGAAAAAAGAUUGUAGAUGGCAUUAUAACUGAUGAUGGAGAUGUCUUUGUAUAUGGCGGAGAAAUUGUCUACAGAGGUGUUUUCUCUAAAAAGGAGAGAUUUGCAGAAAAGUAUCAAAUGAGAGAUAUAACAUCCUCACUCAAACUCACCCAUAGAGAUUUGGUUGUUUAUGCUUUGAUGAACCAUGGAGAUUUAACUGAUGGUGUCCCAAAUGUGGGAGAGAAGACAUUUAUUAAAUUGAUGGAAGAAUUUAAAACCAAUCAAUUUGAAGAUGCUUUGGAAAGAAUUCAGUUGUGGAAAAACAGUCAAGAAUUGUCAAAUCUAGAGACUAAAAAACUAGAAUUGUUGAAUAUGAAAACAAAACAUUGUACUAGAUGUCAGCAUGAAGGCUCUAAACAGUUACAUGCAAAGCAAGGAUGUCUUUGUUGCCAAACAGCUGAGACCUGUGUGGAAGUGAACAAAAAAGCAGACCACAACUCCUACCCUUUAUGCUCUUGUCAGCAACAUUGUCUUGAGAGACACAUUUUUCCAUACACAACUGAGAUGAAAAUACGGAGUUCUGCUUUACAAUCUGAUUCAUAUUUUCCAAACCAGGAAAUCAUUAAAGAGUACUUGGAGAAUGAGAACAGUUUUGAUGAUCCAAAGAUUCAAGUUUCUUGGCCAAAUUUUCCAAAGCUUUUUGAUAUUUUAGGGACUAUAAUAAAAUUAACACCUUCAGAGAUGAUGAAUCAUAUUUUGCCUGCAUACAUAAAACUAGCAUUGUGUGGAAUUGUGCCCAUGCACUAUGCAGUUCCUCUUGGAAUUCUCAACUCAUGCACAGAGUCAACAGAAAAAUGCUUUCAAGUCAAAUGGAAAAUUUCUGAUUUAGAUGAAUAUAUUGCUGUUGAAGAUAAAUGUUAUGUUCUGUCCAUACCUAAGCAUAUGUUUAUGCAGAGGUAUCCAGACAUGGCAAAAACAUUCACAAAUCCUAAUGAAUUGAAGAGAAAACAUGAUCCUCCAGCAAACCAAAGAAAGAUCAGCGAAUUCUUUAAAGCCAAAAAAUAGUUAACAAUCAAAUAGAUGGAAAACAUCUAAUAGGACCAAAAAGAAUGAUACCAACCAAGCACAAGUUGUGUUCUGUAAUUCAUUUUGUUUUAUCUUUCAGAAAUGUAAUAUAUUUCUUAUUGUUUGGUAUUGAUAUUCUUUUAUUUACAGCAAGGCUGUAUGUAAAAUAUUGCUAUUUGAUAAAAAAUAUAUUUUUUAAUUUUUAUACAUUUUGAAUGUACAUUAUACAGCAUUCUAUUAAUAGUUCAUACACCAUUCUAUUAAUAGUUCAUACAUAACAUUUCAGUGUUUCUUUUUAGCAUUUCUUCUAAUUUUUAAAGCAAAAAAAAAAAACAAGCAAAAAACAACAGUUCCUCUCAUUUAGCAAAACAUAACUUAUGUUGUAAUUCUGUGUUUUUAUUUUUGUAUCUUGUGAUAUCUUAUUUAUAUGAUACUAAGAAAAUAGUUAUCCAAAAUUAUUUUUAUAUGUGCUUGAUAAAAAAAAAAUUCUUAUUACAGUAAGUAAUUUAAUAAUAUGUUGCUGUAAUUUUUCUGAUCUUGUUUCUAGAUUUGAUAGUGCUUUACAAAAAACAUUUUUCCUCCACAAAAUAUUUUUUAGCAAGUGGAAUUUAAAAUAAUACUUAUUGAGAAAUAAAGAAGAAAUAAAAUUUGGUAAAUAAAGUUUUAAUAUACUCUUACUUUGAGAAAUAACUCUUACUAAUCAUUAUUUAUAGUUUGUCUUUACAUAGUAAUUUAAUCAUGCUAAUUCUUUUUUCAUAUUGUACUAAAUAAAAAAUGUAUAAAAAAAAUUUUUUGAAUUACAUACCGUACCAAAAAAAAUUUUUAAAAAUCUAAUUUGUUGUACAGAGUAGAUUUAUAUAUGUGCAUUUAACAGCACUGAAUAUUAUCUUUUUUUUUAAAUACAAUUUCUUUAGGAAAUUUUAGUUUUAUUUCCUCUGCUCUAUGGCUUUUGUGAUAUUACAUAAAACUUGCUAAGUUAUAUUUUUGACAAAUCAUAUCCCGGUACUUAUGAUGUAUGAUGUAAUUUUUUUUCAUGUGCUUUUUCUAUUACCAGGUACCUGAAAAGAUGUUUACAGACCUAUGAUUAAAUAAUUAUUGAAAGAUUGUUACAAUAUUACAUGGGUCUCUUUGCAUGUUUUUUGUUUUGUUACGUAAGUAAAAGUCACAGAUUUCAAAACAUGGCAUUUUAUAAGGGAUCAAAGCCGUUUCACAUGUACAUUUAAAAACAAAAUUAUAGCUCUAUUACACAAUACAUUUUUAUGCUGUAUAUUUCAGUGUUGUUUUCAUUCUUUACAGCUAAUCUGUUCAAUUUUGUUACAGGUUUUAUUGUUACAUCUUUACAUUUUGUUUUGUCCUUGUUGCAUGAAUCCUUUAAAAAUAUCUGAUAGUUACAAUAAUAGUGAUAAUAUCUUUGUUAUCCAUGAGGAAAUAUGUCUUACAAUUUGUGCAUCGCACAUAACAAAACAUCAUAACUCUAGCCAAAGAAAUAUACACAUCAGUUUCACUCAAGCAUUACAUCUGAAAUUUCUAAUUCUAUUUAAUGAUUUCAUUGCUAUGGGAACCAAAGAGUUCUUGCAUGUUUUUUGUGAUGAUUUAAUAUCCCCUUUGUAAUAAUAAAAUGUUAACAUUGUUA
This is a messenger RNA of Biomphalaria glabrata, 3285 nucleotides long. Its product is annotated as flap endonuclease GEN homolog 1-like. The transcript is spliced from 12 exons. The record is from RefSeq and is a predicted model, not a curated record. Lineage: Eukaryota; Metazoa; Mollusca; Gastropoda; Planorbidae. Gene Ontology annotation, molecular function: 5'-flap endonuclease activity. Bases 231 to 1652 code for a protein of 473 amino acids.